This is a messenger RNA of Priapulus caudatus, 2448 nucleotides long. RefSeq names its product protein FAM46C-like. The transcript has 2 exons. Gene Ontology annotation, biological process: mRNA stabilization. Gene Ontology annotation, molecular function: poly(A) RNA polymerase activity; RNA binding. NCBI's taxonomy places the organism in Eukaryota, Metazoa, Priapulida, Priapulimorpha, Priapulimorphida, Priapulidae. The record is from RefSeq and is a predicted model, not a curated record. Bases 1 to 1233 code for a protein of 410 amino acids.
AUGGAGGUGCGUCGGCUCGACGAGGUCAUGGAGGAGGAGGUGCCGAUCCACGGUCGCGGCAACUUCCCGACGCUGCACAUCAAGCUGCGUCGGCUCACGCAGGUCGUACGCGAGCGUCUGCGCGACGACGGCAUCCACGUGCGCGACAUCCGCCUCAACGGCGGCGCCGCCAACUACGUGCUCGCCGGCGACCGCCACCGCUCCUACAACGACCUCGAUCUCAUCUUCGGCGUCGACCUGUCGAACGCGCGCGACCUGGAGAGGAUAAAGACGGCGGUGUUGGGGUCACUGUUAGAGUUCCUCCCGGCUGGGGUCGCCACGGGGAAGAUCAGCACGCGCGUGCUGAAGGAGGGCUACGUGAAGAAGCUGGUGCGGGUGUCGCAGCCGGCGAGCGGCGGGGAUGGUAACGGAGGAGGGGAUCGGUGGUCGCUGAUCUCGCUCAACAACAACGCCGGCAAGCACGUCGAGCUGAAGUUCGUCGACACGAUGCAACGCGCGUUCGAAUUCAGCGUCGACUCGUUCCAGAUCGUGCUCGACUCGCUGCUCGCCUUCUACGACCACGCUUGGGUGCCGAUGAGCGAGCAAUUCUACCCCACCGUCGUCGCCGAGUCCGUGUAUGGUGACUUCGUCGAGGCGCUAGGCCACCUCAAGCAGCGUCUCAUCGCGACGCGUUCCCCCGAGGAGAUCCGAGGCGGCGGCCUGCUGAAGUACUGCUUCCUGUUGGCGCGGGGGUACGCGGCAGCCGACCGCGAAGCGAUACGCUCGCUCGAGCGCUACAUGUGCUCGCGCUUCUUCAUCGACUUUCCCGACCUGCAGGCGCAGGGACGCAAGCUCGACUCGUACCUGGCGUCGCACUUCGCGCCGACGGCCGACGCCGAGCGACGCGACUACCUGCUCGUGCUGCGGCGCGUCAUCGACGACAGCACCGUGUGUCUGAUGGGACACGAGCGUCGGCAGAUACUGCAGCUCGUCGCGCAGAUGGGCGGCGAGACGCUGCAGCAGCAGCAGCGCCGCGCCGCGUACUGCAAGCAGCAGCAGCUGGCGCAGUUCGACGCGAGCGUGCACGGCGGCGGCGGAGGACACCAGGGGGCGCCGCCGAUGCGACACAUCCUGCAGCCGCAGGUGACCGUCUAUCCGCUCUACCAGCAGAUCUACUACUACUACCCGUCGGCAGGUGGCGCCCCCGUCGAGACGGCGACGCCGUGCCACUGCGCGUGGCAGCAGUGUUCGUGAGCGGAGGCGGAGGCGGUGGCGCCCCCUCCCAGCGGGCGGGCGUCGUUGCCGCCGAGGUUCCCCCCCGUCGAUUGACCAAUGUUCAGGUGUUUUAUUUUGGUGCCUAAUAUAACCCCUGCUUGUAAGCGAGCGAGGGAGCGCGGAGUGGUGGCUGUAGCGCGGCGGUAAACGUUGUUGUUAUGAUGGAAACGCGCGCGUAAUGUUGUACGUGCUAAAUAAUGAAUGGGUAGACAGACUGACAGAGGGAGAGAGAGAAAGACAGAGAGACCGAGAGAGAAAAAGAGAGCGAAAAAGAAAACAAGAAAGAAAGAAGGAGAGAGAGAGAAGGAGAGAGUGAGAAUAGAAGGAAGGCCAGGUAGAGCGGGGGAGAUGAAUAGGGAGAGAAAAAGGGAGAGAGAGAGAGAUUAAAAGGAGAGGGGAGAAUGAGUGAGCGAUUACUCUCAGAGUAGCCCAGAAGGAAGGCGAGAGAAUGGAAGCAUGACAGAGAGAGAGAGAGAGAAAGAGAGAGAGAGAGAUUGGUAGAAGGCGAGAGAGAGAGAGAGAGAGAGAGAGAGAGAGAGAGAGAGAGAGCCAAUUACCGUGCGCUAUGUUAGAGAAACCCCUCACGUUAUUCUAGACACGUUUCGCGAGCCGGGAUAUAUCCAAGUUGUUCCCUGUAUAAUAAGGAGCGCGGCGAUACAGCUUUGCCCGCAUACGGAGUGCUAGUCCGCACGCGUCUGCCCUUCACACCGCAGACGCGCGCGCACGAGCGGCGGAAGACGGGAGGUGACUCAGACGUGUAUAGAGGGAUUCUGAAUCACGGCUCGUGAGUCACGUUGCCGCGAGGUGGCAGCAGCAGCGCCGUACGUCGGUCACGUAACUAAUGUAACUUUUGCCGUCGUCUGUUACCGCGCGAGUGCUUAGACUGACACCGAACGCCCCCCGCGCGGACGAGCACCGUCGAUUGGCGCCGACUUGCGGUGUCAGUCUACGGUGCCGGACGUACGCGAGUGUGCCGUGUUCCGCGCGCGCGAGAGAUAAAUUCUCGCGGUAAUCGGCACGGCAAGAGUUGAUUGCAGUUGAUUGCAGUUGAUUGCAGUUGAUUGCAGUCGCUUAGGAGGGCAACACGGCGCGCCUACAUUGCGCGGGCUUCUUGGCUGCGGUAACUCGAGAGAAAGAGUUGGGAGAGAGAAAGGACAGAGAGAGAGAGAGAGGGAGAGAGAGAGAGAGAGAGAG